Melampsora larici-populina 98AG31 is the source of this 2352-nucleotide messenger RNA. RefSeq lists its product as uncharacterized. The transcript is spliced from 6 exons. Gene Ontology annotation, molecular function: deoxycytidyl transferase activity; damaged DNA binding; DNA-directed DNA polymerase activity. Gene Ontology annotation, cellular component: nucleus. The record is from RefSeq and is a predicted model, not a curated record. Gene Ontology annotation, biological process: error-prone translesion synthesis; error-free translesion synthesis. The annotation marks the transcript as partial. Lineage: Eukaryota; Fungi; Basidiomycota; Pucciniomycetes; Pucciniales; Melampsoraceae.
AUGAUAGGUUCAACAGAUCCCGAAGAGGAUGAAUUCGGCAUUGAUGAAGCAUUCGAUAAUUUACUUGCUACAUUACCAUUACCUGAUUUCAAUCCGAACACUUCAUCCAACUCAACUGUAUCUCAUUCUCAAUCUCGAAAACGGAAAGAAAUACCUACCUCAAACAAUGAUGCCUCGACUCAAUCGAACUGCUAUGAUGCCAUCCAAUUCGGACAAAUAGGUCAAUAUAUGGCUAACAAGCGACUUAAACUCAAAGUUCAAGAAUCAUUUCUUCGAGACGCCGAUGGUUUGAAAGGUUCAAGGCCUCAAUUCAUGGCAGGUUUGGUGAUCCAUGUCAAUGGCUACACCACUCCACCUCUUUCGGAAAUUCGUAAGAUGAUUGUGGUCCACGGCGGUACUUAUAUGGCUUAUCUAGAUCACAAGUCUGUUAUCACUCACAUUAUCGCCACUGCUCUCACUCCCAAAAAACGCGAAGAGUUCCGUUUAUAUAAAGUUGUCACUCCGUCAUGGUUGGUCGAUAGUGUCGAAGCUGGAAGACUUCUCCCCUGGUCAGAUUACACGCUCAAUAGUGCUACCAAAAAUAUUUCCAAAAACAUCAUGGGAGCGAAAUAUACACCCACUCCACCUCUCACCUCAGCUCCCACUACCUCUUCACCCGAUCAAAUACAGAGCGAGACUUCAACAAAUAACCCGUGUGGUCCUCUACAAGACGCUGCGAAUUCAAUCAAACUUAUUGAUCAUCAAGAUGAAGUGACUUCCAUUUUAGACUCUAAUGCACCCAACUUCAUCCAAGAAUAUUUCAGGCAAUCACGCCUUCAUCAUCUGAGUACCUGGAAGGCUGAUCUUUUACAAAAAGUAUCAACAUUGUUCGACCAGAAAGUGGGGCAAACUGGAAGGCACGUCCUUCCAAAGAAGCUGAUUGGAGAUGAGACCGAUGGUCGAACGAUCAUGCACGUCGACUUUGACUGUUUUUUCAUCUCAGCUGGACUCAUCAAACGACCCGAUCUCAGAGGAAAGCCCGUUGCUGUUUGUCAUGCUCAAACUAAUCAACCUACUGGUCAGAGGAGUACAAGUGAAAUCGCCAGCUGUAGCUACGAGGCUAGAGCAUUCGGAGUGAAGAACGGACAGUCGCUUGGAAAGGCCCGAGAGCUUUGUCCGCAGAUUCAGACCAUCCCAUACGACUUUACACUCUAUGAACAAAUCUCUUUGAAAUUCUACAACAUCUUGCUUUCAUAUGCUGAUGAAUUACAGGCUGUAUCGGUAGACGAAUGCCUAAUUGAUAUCAGUAGUAAGAAACCCAUUUCAUGUUCUAUGGAGACCCAAGAAAUCGCUUUGACUAAACUGGCAAACGAGAUCCGUACCAAAAUACGAUCCUCAACUGGAUGCGAAGCCUCGAUUGGUAUCUCGCAUAACAUCCUUUUAGCCAAGUUAGCAACCAAAAAGGCUAAACCGGCAGGAACUUAUCAUUUACAUGGGCCUCAGAUCGCUCAGUUACUUGGUGAUCUCAAAAUUGAUGAUUUACCAGGAGUCGGAUGGGCUCAAAAGGCCGACAUUGAAACCGCUUUCCAAGUUUCAAAUGUAGCACAAUUAGGACAAAUCUCAGUUUCUCAACUUAUUGACGUCAUGGGACCAAUCCGAGGCAAGACUCUACAUCUUUACUCGAAAGGGAUCGAUGACCGACCUUUAAAAUCUAGUCAUCAUGAUCGAAAGUCCGUCUCGGCAGUCGUCAACUAUGGAAUCCGUUUCAAGAAUCAAGAAUCAGGUGGAAAUCAACAAUCUUAUGAGUUUAUCAAGGAGCUUAGUCUUGAAGUCAGUCGAAGAUUAGUAGAACUUGGGUUACGUGGACGCCACCUAAGUUUGAAAAUUAUGAAAAGGGCAGCCAAUGCGCCGAUCGAAUCUGCGAAAUUCAUGGGGCACGGAGUGUGUGAUGAGUUGAGUAGAACCAGUAAGAUAUCUGGACCAGGUGACUCGGCGAUCGACGAUGGGUCAAGGAUUUGUGAAGAAGCAUGGAAGUUACUUAAGAAUUUAAAUAUUCCACCCGAAGAUUUAAGAGGGAUCGGAAUUCAAAUUCAAAAAUUAGAAAAAACUACAGUUGGUCAAAUUAACAAUACCAAAGGACAAUCCACCUUGACAUUCAAGCCUGGAAAACUUCAGUCAUCUGUCCGCGACUUAAACAAUUCACCGAAAGCAGUACAGGUUAUCACACCAAAGCCGAACCACUCGAACAAUCCAGCACCUUGUACCCAGCUUAUCAUACCUUCUUCAUCUCAAAUCGACCCAGAGGUGGUGGAUGCACUUCCUACACCUAUGCGAAACACAGUUAUGAAAUCGAUCAACCUUUCCCGCUCAUCA